Chrysochloris asiatica (Cape golden mole) is the source of this 2328-nucleotide messenger RNA. It is a transcript of the gene RAF1, whose product is annotated as v-raf-1 murine leukemia viral oncogene homolog 1. The record is from RefSeq and is a predicted model, not a curated record. Gene Ontology annotation, molecular function: protein kinase activity; ATP binding. The transcript has 16 exons. Gene Ontology annotation, cellular component: mitochondrion; cytosol; plasma membrane. Lineage: Eukaryota; Metazoa; Chordata; Mammalia; Afrosoricida; Chrysochloridae. Gene Ontology annotation, biological process: signal transduction; protein phosphorylation. Bases 458 to 2161 code for a protein of 567 amino acids.
AUCGCGGGGGCUGGGCCGCCAUCUUAGCUGGAGGGAACAAGACAAGGAGGAGCGUGAGGCGGGAAGGCUUCUUUGCGGUUUUCCUGGGGUCCCGCCGAAGGCCGGUUGGCCGGACUUUGGGGUGUGUAUCCUGAAGCGAGAACGCGAGUGGGACGAUGCGGCGUCUACCCGGGACCCCGUCCCCCGGGCUGGGGACGCGUGGAAUGUGACCGCCUCCGGCUCCCUCACCCGCCGUGGGGAGGAGGAGCGGACUAGAAGCCCCGCCGGACGUCGGGACACUGGGUCCGCCCGGCUCCCUCAGGUUUAAUUUUUAUUUAAGCUGCAUCAAUGGAGCACAUACAGGGGGCCUGGAAGACGAUCAGCAAUGGUUUUGGAUUAAAAGACUCGGUGUUUGAUGGCUCCAGUUGUAUCUCCCCUACAAUAGUUCAACAGUUUGGGUAUCAGCGCCGGGCAUCGGAUGAUGGCAAGCUCACAGAUUCUUCUAAAACAAGCAACACUAUCAGAGUUUUCUUACCAAACAAGCAAAGAACAGUGUAAAAAAGCACGGUUAGAUUGGAAUACUGAUGCUGCAUCUUUGAUUGGAGAAGAACUUCAAGUAGAUUUCUUGGAUCAUGUUCCCCUGACAACACAUAACUUUGCUCGGAAGACGUUCCUGAAACUUGCCUUUUGUGACAUCUGUCAGAAGUUUCUGCUAAAUGGGUUUCGCUGUCAGACUUGUGGCUACAAAUUUCAUGAGCACUGUAGCACCAAAGUCCCUACGAUGUGUGUGGACUGGAGCAAUAUCAGGCAGCUCUUAUUGUUUCCAAAUUCCACUGUUGGUGAUAGUGGGGUCCCAGCACUACCUUCUUUGACAAUGCGUCGGAUGCGAGAGUCUGUUUCCCGGAUGCCUGUGAGUUCCCAGCACAGAUACUCCACACCUCACGCCUUCACUUUCAACACUUCCAGCCCCUCCUCUGAGGGUUCACUCUCCCAGAGGCAGAGGUCGACGUCCACGCCAAAUGUUCACAUGGUCAGCACCACCCUGCCUGUGGACUCCAGGGUGAUAGAGGAUGCAAUUCGAAGUCAUAGUGAAUCAGCCUCACCUUCAGCCCUGUCCAGCAGUCCCAACAAUCUGAGCCCAACAGGCUGGUCACAGCCCAAAACCCCUGUGCUGGCACAGAGAGAGCGGGCAUCAGGAUCUGGGACCCAGGAGAAAAACAAAAUUAGGCCUCGUGGACAGAGAGAUUCAAGCUAUUACUGGGAGAUAGAAGCCAGUGAAGUGAUGCUUUCCACCCGGAUCGGGUCUGGAUCAUUUGGGACUGUUUAUAAGGGCAAAUGGCAUGGUGAUGUUGCAGUGAAGAUUCUCAAGGUUGUUGAUCCGACACCUGAGCAGUUCCAGGCCUUCAGGAAUGAAGUGGCUGUCCUUCGCAAAACACGGCACGUGAACAUCUUGCUCUUCAUGGGGUACAUGACCAAGGACAACCUGGCAAUUGUGACCCAGUGGUGUGAAGGCAGCAGCCUUUACAAACACCUGCAUGUCCAGGAGACCAAGUUUCAGAUGUUCCAGUUGAUUGACAUUGCCCGACAGACGGCUCAGGGAAUGGACUAUUUGCAUGCAAAGAACAUCAUCCACAGAGAUAUGAAAUCCAACAAUAUAUUCCUCCAUGAAGGCCUGACAGUGAAGAUUGGAGAUUUUGGUUUGGCCACAGUGAAGUCACGCUGGAGUGGUUCUCAGCAGGUUGAACAACCCACGGGCUCUGUCCUGUGGAUGGCCCCCGAGGUGAUCCGGAUGCAGGACAAUAACCCAUUCAGCUUCCAGUCUGAUGUCUACUCUUACGGCAUUGUGCUGUAUGAGCUGAUGACAGGGGAGCUUCCUUAUUCACACAUCAACAACCGGGAUCAGAUCAUCUUCAUGGUGGGCCGCGGGUAUGCUUCCCCAGAUCUUAGUAAAUUGUACAAGAACUGCCCCAAAGCAAUGAAGAGGCUAGUAGCUGACUGUGUGAAGAAAGUUAAGGAAGAAAGGCCUCUUUUCCCCCAGAUCCUGUCUUCCAUUGAGCUGCUCCAGCAUUCUCUACCGAAAAUCAACCGGAGUGCUUCUGAGCCAUCCCUGCACCGGGCGGCCCACACCGAGGAUAUCAAUGCCUGCACGUUGACCACGUCCCCUAGGCUACCUGUCUUCUAGUUUAGAUUGUUUGCCUGCACACAGGCCACCAGGGGAGGAAGGAGAGCCAGCAGGCACCACCCUUCGGCUCUUUCUAUGGGGACAGGACUUGUUUUCAGAGAAGCUGCUGCUAAGGACCUUUUAGACGACUCACAGGGCCUUGACUUCAUGUUGCCUUCUUUUCUACC